Messenger RNA from Drosophila biarmipes, 519 nucleotides. Its product is annotated as vitelline membrane protein Vm26Ab. Lineage: Eukaryota; Metazoa; Arthropoda; Insecta; Diptera; Drosophilidae. The transcript is spliced from 2 exons. The coding region runs from base 56 to 445 and encodes 129 amino acids. The record is from RefSeq and is a predicted model, not a curated record.
CUCGCAGCUUCAAGUAGUCACUACAACCAACCCAAAAAACCAACCACCAAUCAACAUGAAAUUCUUCGCCGUCUGCUUCUUCGCUGUUGUGGCCGUGGCUGCCGCCAAGCCUGGUAUUGUGGCUCCUCUGGCCGCCGCUCCCCUGGCCUAUACCGCUCCCGCUGUGGUGGGCAGUGCCGCCUACGUGGCCCCCUACGCCUCCAGCUACACCGCCAACACGGUGGCCCACAGCGCCGCCUUCCCCGCCGCCUACACCGCCGCCUAUACCGCUCCCAUUGCCGCCGCCUACGCCGCCCCUGCUGCCUACACCGCUGCCUAUACCGCUCCAGUGGCCGCCGCCUACACCGCCCCCAUUGCCCGUUAUGCCGCUCCCAUCGCCGCCCCCGUGGCAGCCGCCUACACCGCCCCCAUCGCCGCCGCUGCUCCCGUGCUCCUGAAGAAGUAGAGCAGACCAUCGGCAGUUUGUAACAUCCCAUCCUGACCAACUUGUGUUAAUAAAGAAUUGUACAUACCAACGUA